AUGUCUGAACCAUUAAAAUAUUCAAAAAGAAAAUUGGAUUUAAUUCCAUUUAAUAAUCAAGUUGAAUUUAUUGAUAAAGUUAUUGCCAAUAAUUCAAAACAUCAAUCUCAUCAAAAUUAUGGUUCUUCAAGGUAUCAUCAUAAUAACCAUCAUCAACAUCAACAACAGCACCAUGCGCAGCAACACAAUCAGAACCAACAACAAAAUAAUAAAUAUGCAUUAGCUGCAGUUGCAGCUGCCGCUGCUGUUCAACAUCAACAACAACAAAGUUAUUUACUUCAACAACAAGCUCAACAACAAGCUCAAAACCAAAGACAAGUCAAACAACAACAGCAACAAAAAUUUUAUCCAGGGUCCUAUCAACAGCAACAGCAAGGCUACAACCAACAGUAUCAGAAUCAACAAACCAAUUCUCCACAAAUCUUUGCUACUCACCAUCAACAACAGCAACAUCAUCAAGUUCCACAAAUAUUUGCAGAUAUGCCUGUUUCAUCUAUUUUAGGUGAAAAUCAAUAUCAACAACAGAUCCCCCCUCAACAACAACAGCAGCAGCAACAACAGCAACUGCCAUAUUCAAUUAUGAAUUCAAGUACUGUUAUUUCCCCCGAAACUCCAUUAUCAGGAAAUACAACCGGUGGUAUUGAUUUACAAAAUAAUAAUUUCAUGUUAUAUAAUAAUGGAUCAUCGCAUUCAAUUCCUUCUCCAAAUGGACAAUAUAUCCCUCAACAACAGAAACAAUCAUCUACUUCUUCUGCGUCUUCGUCAACUACAAUCCCUCCAUCACUUCAUUCGAAAAUCUUUGAGAAUGUGGGUGCCACUAGUCCAACUAAUGAAUCUCCAAUUUUAUUACCACCAAAUGCAAAUAGUGGAAUCACGACCAAUUCAACUGGUGGUACUACUGCUAGUAAAACUUCACCACCAGGGACGAAUUUAUUUUUGUCGGGUGUGAAUGUUAAUAAGACGGGUUCUCCAUUAUUAGGGUCGACAAUUACUCCAACUGCUACCGCAACGACUAAUUUUCUUAAUUCCCCUUCAAUUUUAACCAAUGCUGGUAGUGGUAGUACUGGUGGUGGUUCGACUUGGGGUCCUAGUACUGGUGGAUCUAUUUGGGGUCAGAGUAAUAGUAUGCUUAAAUCUACUUUGACUACUGGUGGGGGGAGUAAUAAUCCAAAUGGUGGUGGUUCUAAUAAGAAUGGAAGUAAUAUUUUAUCAGGAUUUGGUCUGUCUGGUUUAUGGUAG
Molecule: messenger RNA, 1239 nt
Organism: Hemisphaericaspora subhashii
Lineage: Eukaryota; Fungi; Ascomycota; Pichiomycetes; Serinales; Debaryomycetaceae
Exons: 1
Coding region: 1-1239 (412 amino acids)
Source: RefSeq, a predicted model, not a curated record